GGUUUGUUAUUUAUGAUGGGUUAUGCAUCGAGCGGAGCGGGGCGGGCGGCGCACGAAGCGCUGCUGGCGCGACAGGACGCCGAGUUGCGCUUAAUGGAGACCAUGAAGAGGAGUCUCCAGGCCAAGAUGAAGAGCGACCGCGAAUACGCCCUCGCCCUCUCUGCUGCCGCUGCUCAAGGCCAGAAAAUGGACAAGUGCGAGGAUCUCAAUGGGUCCUUAAUAGCGUCCGCUUGGCGAACCAUGACGGAAGAGUGGGAGAACACCAGUCGCCUCAUCAAGGCUAAUGCGGAAGCCCUGGAGUCUCGGGCUUUAGACCGCCUCAUCACAUUGAUGACAGAACGGCGGAAAACCCGCAAAGUUUAUCAAGAAGAUCAUACCAAAAUAUCCUCACAGUUUACACAGUUAACAGAAGAAGUGCAGAGAAAGCAGAGCGAUUAUCAGAAAUGCCUGGAAUCGUACAAACAAAUGAGGGCUAAGUUCGAGGAGAACUACCUUAAAUGUCCGACGAGUAGAGGUGGUCGUAAGUUAGACGAGACUUACGUGUUACUGUUGGCUGAGGCGACGGAGUGCGAGCGGGCGCUCAGGACUGCUGCGUUGCCGUCGCUACUCGACCAACAGAAGCGACAAGGGGAGGCGACAGCGGCCUCAUGGAAGGCGAUACUGCUAGAGGUGGUGCAAAGAUCCGACUUCAGCACGGACAAGUUCCGGGAGAUUACGAGCAAAGUGGAGUCCACGAUACAAAACCUCAAACCACAAGAUGAAUACAAAGAAUUUAUGGAGAAAUACAAAUCACCGCCAUCAACACCCAUAACGUUUACAUUCGACGAGAGCCUAGUAGAAGAUACGAGCGGAAAACUGCAACCAAACCAGUUGACAGUGGACAAUCUCACUGUAGAAUGGCUGAAAGAGAAGCUGACAGAACUGGAGUCAUCACUACAAGAUAACAGAGAGAAGCAGACAGCGUUACACGGCCCUGAGAUCAUAGGCAAUGGUAUCUGCAAGAAUAACACUGGCUUACAAUCGGGUAUCAGCAAUGGUGUUAAUGGCAUCGACAGGCAUUCGCCGCCACCGAUCCCGGUGACGUCAUCGGAGCCGACGAAACUUCUAGAACUCCGAGUGGUGGAGCGCAAGUGCGCGCGUCAGGCGGAACUGAUACGAACCGCGCUGGCGGAGCUCGGCUGCGAGGAGGCGCCCAGCGGCUGUCCUGACCUGUCUGCCGAGACAGUCGGCGGAGACAGUCUGGAUGGCAGCUCGCCUGACCAUCAGGACCGUUCAUCGUUGGGGUCUAAAGCGUCAGUGGACGCGUUGCGGUUACAUCUACAUUCUAUAAUCCCGCCGAGGCCCUUCUUCAAAAUGUUCACGAGGCCCUUUAGACGCAAGUCGGUGCCUUCGAGCCCGGCCCUACCUCCCAAAACGUACCGAAGUAGCAGCGAAGGGCCCGNNNUCCAGGUGAGCGUGAGUGAGACGGAGCGAUCGCUGGUGGAACAGGAGUGGUUCCAUGGGGUUCUGCCUCGGGAGGAGGUGGUGCGGCUGCUGCGAGCUGAUGGUGACUACUUGGUGCGGGAGACGACACGCAACCACGCGCGGCAGCUCGUCCUCUCCGUCUGCUGGGGGCAGCACAAGCACUUCAUCGUGCAGACCACUCCGGAGGGCCACUACCGCUUCGAGGGCGCUGCCUUCCCGUCAGUAGGCGAACUAAUAGCGUGGCAGCGCGCGAGCGGCGUGCCCGUCACCGCGCGCUCCGGCGCCCUGCUGCGCCGCGCCGUGCCGCGCGAGACUUGGGAACUUAAUAACGACCACGUUAUACUGCUGGACAAAAUCGGACGAGUGAGUUUUACAUAUUCUUUGCAUGUCAUCAUCAUGAGCCCUUAUCUGCCCACUGCUGGACAUAGGCCUUCUCCAAUACUUCCCACAGAAUGUUACCUCCAUGUUGUAUUGUUUCCAGGCAAGUACACGUCGCUCUGCGAUGUGUGGAGUUACGGCGUGCUGAUGUGGGAGAUAUUCUCUAAAGGCGACACUCCCUACGCCGGCAUGAGCAACUCGCGCGCUCGGGAGAAAAUAGACGCCGGUUACCGAAUGCCGGCACCAGAUGGCUGUUCGGAGGACGUGUACGCUCUGAUGCUGCGCUGCUGGGAGUACGAGGCGGACAAGCGGCCGCACUUCCAUCAAAUAUACACUAUUAUUGAUAAUAUUUACAACAGGUAACAACGCAGAACAAAACAUUAAUAUUGGAAUAACCAACAAUUCGAUAUUUAAUAAACUAAAAUAUCAAUUUUAGUAUUUUCAAAUAGAUCUUGCUUGUCAACACAACUAUCGUAAUUUAAAAACGAUUUUCCAUCCUUCUCCGUCUCUAUGAAGAAGACAGAAAGAGAUAGUAUAUAGGUGUCAUAGCACUAAAGUUACAUACAAUGAAAAAAGAAAGCAUAUUGUUAUCCUUGUCAAUCUUCAUGAAAUAAAUAGAGACAACUAUAUUGUGGUAAAGCGUUUCGAUUUUUAACUUUAUUAUAAAGAUUAUUAUUUUUGUACAUUCAUGAUUAAUUAUAAUUUAGUUUAUGUAAAUAAAUUGCGUUACCCUGAGGCGUGCAAUGACUCCAUGAAAUUUCUUUUUGAUAUUAUACGUAACACAAUAUUUUAUUUUUAUAUUUACUUUAUUGAUAUUACUUUGUACAUAAUUAUGAAUAUUUUUGAUUGUUUAAUGGUUAGAGAAUUUUUGAACUGGUUUGUAAGUGUAAAAAUAAUGAAGUUAAAAACAAUAAUGUAAGCUUAAAAUAUGCCUAAAAAUUUAAUGUCCUGAUUUUGUGUAAUAAUUCUAUACUCAUUGUUAUUUUUAAUAUGUUUUUGAAUUGAUGAUUCUGUUAAUAAUCUUACGUAAUUGCAUAAUCGAAUAAAAUUGUGAAUAUCGAAUUAUAUUACCUAUAAGAUGUUUAUGUCAAUUUAGUAAUUUUAAUUAGUUAAUAUUUUGGUUUGUAUUAAUGGUUUAACAAUAAUUCUUAUGGCAAGUCAUAAAGGGAUACGAUUACAGUGCUCUGCAUUGGUGCAUUAAUGGCCUCAUUUGUCAUACAUUAUUUUGAAAAUAUCUGUUGAUUAUUCUAGCUUUUUUUGAUUUGACAGCUAUGACGUUGCAAUAUGGCGCAGGUUCUGGAACAUUCUAUUUUGUGAUUGGUCCACUUUGAUUAAAUAUGUUGAUAUUAUGAAAAUAUUAAGAUUGCUUUAAUGUUAAAAUCAGUGUUCUUAUUAAUAAUAUUAUGUGCAAAAUAUACAUAUUAUGUUAUUUCUAAAUUAUCUGUAUUAUUCUAUAUAUUUUUAAGAUUAUAUUUCGAUUAAAACCGAAGAGCUUCCGAGUGUUGAUUUAAUUUUAAGAAAUUAAAAUAGAUUUGAUUGUAUUUUGUAUUUGUGCGGUUGGUAAAAAUAAUGUGCUUCCAUUUUAUUGUGUUUCCAUUAAAUAACAGAUUGUAAUAUUUGUCUUGCCUACAUAGUUAGUGCAUAUUUCAAUGAAAUAACGUAAAUUUUCACUGUCAUCAUACAUAUAUAAAAACACUAAGAAAAAUGAAAUACAUAAUGUUUCUGUACUGGUGUUCCGGCAGUGGAAAUUUACGGUUAAAAAAUUAAAGUGAGAUAAUUCGCUGUAGUUAAUAUGUUUCUUAUUUUAGUCUUAAGUGAAAUGUAAAUAUUUUUAUGUCAAUAUCAAUUAAAGUGCCAGAUGAUUUGGAUUCGAAUA
Papilio polytes (common Mormon) is the source of this 3718-nucleotide messenger RNA. RefSeq names its product tyrosine-protein kinase Fps85D (gene FER). NCBI's taxonomy places the organism in Eukaryota, Metazoa, Arthropoda, Insecta, Lepidoptera, Papilionidae. The transcript has 14 exons. Gene Ontology annotation, molecular function: protein tyrosine kinase activity; ATP binding. The record is from RefSeq and is a predicted model, not a curated record. Bases 13 to 2205 code for a protein of 730 amino acids. Gene Ontology annotation, biological process: protein phosphorylation.